Molecule: messenger RNA, 3647 nt
Organism: Pangasianodon hypophthalmus (striped catfish)
Lineage: Eukaryota; Metazoa; Chordata; Actinopteri; Siluriformes; Pangasiidae
Product: zinc finger protein 239-like
Exons: 3
Coding region: 119-1663 (514 amino acids)
Biological process (GO): regulation of immune system process; regulation of cytokine production; negative regulation of transcription by RNA polymerase II
Molecular function (GO): RNA polymerase II cis-regulatory region sequence-specific DNA binding; DNA-binding transcription factor activity
Source: RefSeq, a predicted model, not a curated record
UCAGCCAGCAGGGGGCGGUAAUGCACCAUAACCCCACACACCUUCAUGUGACAGAAGAAGUCGAGCUGCAUUGUUGUUUGCACAGCAAAUCCAGUUUCACAGAGACAUGGUAUGAACAAUGCCCUGUUGCAACUUGAUGUCUGGAACAAGCUCUAACAGUCAGCAGAAGACUUCUGAUACUAACUGCACAAACACCACCCACAGACAAAUGCCUAAAAUAAUCUCUCCUAAAGGAGAGAAGUCGUAUCAGUGCUCAGAGUGUGGGAAGAGUUUUACUCAGCAGAGCACUCUUCAGCGACACCAGCGCAUUCAUACAGGAGAAAAGACCCACCAUUGUUUACUGUGUGGAAAGAGUUUUAAUCAGCAGAGUACUUUUCAGCGACACCAGCGCAUUCACACCGGAGAGAAACCGUAUCGCUGCUCGCAGUGUGGGACUAGUUUCACUAUACAGAGCAAUCUGAGACGACACCAACGCAUCCACACAGGAGAGAAGCCGUAUCACUGCUCGCUGUGUGGGAAACGGUUUACUAACCAUAGCACCCUCCAGCAUCACCAGCGCAUCCACACAGGAGAGAAGCCGUAUCAGUGCUCUCACUGUGGAAGGAGUUUUACUGAGCACGGUACUCUCCAGCGACACCAACGCAUCCACACCGGAGAGAAACCCUAUCACUGCUUAGACUGUGGGAAGAGUUUUAAACAACAAACUGCUCUCCAGCAACAUCAGCGCAUUCACACCGGAGAGAAGCCGUAUCACUGCACGCAAUGCGGGAAGAAUUUUAUUCAACAAGGUCAUCUCCAACAACACCAGCGCACUCAUAAAGGAGAGAAGCCCUACGAUUCCGCGGUGUGGGAAGAGUUUUACUCAGCGGAUUUUACUCAUCUCCGAAAACACCACCGCAUCCAUACGGGAGAGAAACCGUAUCGCUGCUCACUGUGUGGAAAGAGUUUUACUCAGCAGAGUACUCUCCAAACACACCAACGCAUCCACACAGGAGAGAAGCCAUAUCACUGUGUAGAGUGUGGAAAAAGUUUUAAUCAGCAGAAUUCUCUCCAGAAACACCAGCGUAUCCACACAGGUGAGAAACCGUAUCGCUGCUCAGUGUGUGGAAAGAGUUUUACUCAACAGUGUACUCUUCAACGACACCAGCGCGUUCACACCGGAGAGAAACCGUAUCACUGUUCGGAAUGCGGGAAGAGUUUUACUGAGAGAGAUGAUCUCCAGCGACACCAGCGCAUUCACACAGGAGACAAACCGUAUAUCUGCUCGCAAUGUGGGAAGAGCUUUACACAACAAAGUCAUCUACGGCAGCACCAGCGCACUCACACUGGAGAGAAGCCGUACCAUUGCUCGGAGUGUGGGAAGAGUUUCACUGAGAGGGGCCAUCUUCAACGACACCAGCGCAUUCACACCGGAGAGAAGCCCUAUCACUGUUUCCAGUGUGGGCGGAGUUUUAUUUCCCCGAGUAUCCUCCAGCAACACCAGCGCAUUCACACCGGAGAGAAACCGUAUCACUGCACGCAGUGUGGAAAGAGUUUCACUCAACAAAGUACUCUACAGCAACACCAACGCAUUCACACUGGAGAUAAACCGUAUCAUUGCUGUGAGUGCGGGAAGAGUUUCAAUCGCAAUAGUCAACUCCAACACCAUCGGUGUGUUCAGUGACAUCAGUGGGAAAAACUUCACUUAUAUAUAUGAACACACAGCCUAUAGCCAAUUACACAAACUUCAAGAACAUGUAUUUGAAUUUUAGCAUUUACUUCGUGAAGAUUUAAAUUAGGAAUCUGAAGAUCAAUGAGUUUUUAGAUUGGAAUUGGCCAGAUUAGGCCAAUUGGAUUAAAUAUGGGAUAAGUGAUCGGACCCUUUCUCUUUUAUCUAACCAAUUCGGCACGUUGACCCAAAACAUGCGAGUCAGAUAUUGCUGUGUGUGCUGAGGGUUAAAAGGAAAAAGAAUUGUGCACUGAAACGUGUCAGUGCUACUUGUGUGGUUUUUUUUAUUUUGUGCCUCGUGGGGAAGCAAAGCAAAGAAUUUCAGAGACGCUAUGCCACACCUCCGAGACGCCACGUCUGAGAAACACCACGCCAGUGAGACCCCGCGCCAGUGAGACCCCGCGCCAGUGAGACACCACAUCCGUGAGAUUACAGUAUGUAGUAUGCCUGCGUUGCAACAAUCGUUUAACUUGCCGCUAUUUCUGGCUGAACGUCUAUUUAAAAAUAUUUAAGACCGGAAGCGUAAUAUGAGUUGGUUUCAGAAAUUAUUUUAACUGACAGUACAUCAGUCUAAUCAUCCACUGGUAUCAGCCUCACAGAACGCUGAUCAGGUCAUCUCUAAUAUGAAUAGUUUAGUAAAUCAUUGCUAAGGUCUAUACAAAGUAUUUAAAGUUUGUGUUUAUUGAAUAAACUGACUUCCUUACUUAAACCCUUCUCUCUCCUGUUUGUUCGAGGUUAUUUAGAAUUAAUAACCGUGUAUGAAUUUAUUCCACUGUAUAUUUGCUUGUCUGAGAGUUUCUUGUUUCAACAUUGUCACAGCCAAGAAAGAAGUAAAGGUAAGUUCUGGACAUCCAUAACCCUUCAUGAAACGUUCUGUCCCUCAGAGUAUAAGGUAAUGUGAUGUCUUUUACUUAAGUUUAAUUUAUUUCUGAUAAAUUAAGACAACAGAGAAUGGCCAGGUCACUCCAGAUUCUUAAUUCACAUUUUGACAGGUUUAAGAAAAACAACAACAUUCAGUUGGUGGAAGAUGUAAUGUAGUGGCAGAAGUGCUCUUGCCAGUUACUUGAGAAGAUAACUCAUUUUCCUUUUUCUUCCGCUAUCCCUGGGGUGUGUUGCGAUGGCAGCAAGCCGAGGUCAGUCCAGACUUUACUAGCCCUGGCUGUAGAUUCCAGCUCCUCAUGUGGGAUCUCCAGAUGUUCCCAAACCAACUGUUAGACAUAAUCUCUGCAGCUGGUCCUUGUAAGAUGCCCAAACCACCUCAGCUGUCUUCUCUCAAUUCAGAGGAACAGUGGCUUGAUAUCGACAUUGUCCAAAUACUCUUUGCAAUCUUUAACUACAAGUAAAACUUGGUUAAUCUGAGAGCGGGGAUUUUCCCAUUCAGAACAGCAGCACUGUAUAAUGUAGAAAAAUUAUAAAGUGAAACAAAGACAGAAAUGUCAGAAGAUUAACCCUGUGUGCAUGUUAUUUGAUGAGAUGAUGGUCCUGCAAAACCACACCAUGUUUAAGAACAUGAGCUUGUCAAGGAACACUAACCAACAAAUCCUUAAAAUUUUCUAUAAAAUGUAUAAAAUCAUUACACUCUCGUUUGUGAAGAUAAGCCAGUAAUAACCAUAGAUCAUAAAUCUCAGAAUUAGACUGACGAGCUGUAAAGAUGAGCCAAGGAGAGCCUUCAUUUUUGCCUGAGCAGCCGACAGGAUAUGCCUUAGCAAUGGCACAAUGAUGAAGGCUUAAAGCAGAAACAUUUGCGUGAUCAUUACCAUUGUAAUGAUUAAACAGAGCUAAAAGGGUGUGCGUACAUUAUUUAUUUUUCAGGUACUUAUACAUUAACCAGUUAUGUUACAUUACAUUAACCAGUACAUUAACCAAUAAUAUGGGGGACUAUGGGCGCAAACGUCUAACCGAUUCCUCCUCGAGCCAACCUUCUCCAACAUGUGACCCA